AUCAGUUUUAAUGCCCCGCUGGGUGAUUUGAAUCAAGCAGAUCUUGCGCCCAAUGAAAAAAAGGGUUCACACACCCACACCCACACACACACCAAAGCAGAAAAAAAAAAAAAAGAGAUGAGGGUCACUCUCUGGACCUUUAAUUUUUGACGUUUGAGUUUCAAUUUCAUUACUGGCCCUGCUGCUUCUCGCAAAUCCCUCUUCAGGCUCCCCUCCCCCCCCUAGUUUUCUUUCAAACUUAAAUGAUCUCUCUUGUAAAUACACAAAAGUCCAAGGUGUCACUGACAACCUUGGAGUCCUGCAUUCGAUUAUUCUCAGCUACUUCCAUUGCAUGUUCUAAACGUACAGCACUGAAAAAACCCAACGUCAAUUCUUUAACCAAACAUUUACGACCUGACGGACUUAACGGUCGAGAACGUCGUGAUCUACUCAAGGCAGCUCUCAAAUCCAACAAACCUCGUAGUGCAUCCAAUGCACCUUAUGUACCUGUCAAGAGACGUUUAGAGACCAUUCCUUCAAACCACCCUUCUGCCAUUGUCACCAACAGUCGAAAUACACCCGAUCUAGUAACGGAAGAUCAACCUAGUAAUGCUAAACAAUUAGCUGCCUUUUUAGCUACACAAACCUUUGAGGAUCUCAACCUAUCGUCCGAUACACUCCUUGCUGCUAAACUUGUGUUGAAUGCCAACAAUAAUGUACAAGAUCCUAAACCCACCGAGAUUCAAGCGUUAGCCAUUCCGCAGUUAAUGGAUCGUCGUAAACGUCAUGUGCUUGUGGCCGCUGAGACUGGUUCCGGUAAGACACUUGCCUAUUUAUUACCUACCAUUGAUAUGUUGAAGGCGGAUGAGAAGCGAAAGGGAAACCCCAAAAGAAGAUUAGAUCACCCUCGUGCGAUUGUGUUGGUGCCCACACGAGAAUUAGUCAGUCAGGUAGUCAAGAGUUGUAAAGGACUCAGUCAUGUCACCAAAUUCCGUGCAGUAGGAUUAGGAGGACGUACACCUAGAAGUCAAGUCUCUGAAAUAUUAGCCAAUGGACCGAUUGAUAUUUUAGUGACGACACCUACCACCUUGGUCUCAUAUCAAAAGGAUGGUACUAUUUCAUUAGCAGAUACCCGUUAUUUAAUUAUCGAUGAAGCGGAUUCGUUGUUUGAUGCUGGAUGGGGAGAGGACUGUAGAAAUAUUAUUCAACGUAUUCAGGAUAUCUCUGAAAAGACAAAGGUACCCGAGAAAGUCAUGAUUGUGUCGGCUACUUUACCCAGAUCAGUCCAUAAUGCUUUGGAUCAGCUGUUUCCCAAAAUGACAAAAAUCACUACACCUUCUUUACACAAGGCUUUACCCAACCUGAAACAAUCCUUUGUUGAUCUUCAACGUUUCCAAGGUAACCGACAAUUGGCUUUACUGGAAGUUUUGAAGAAGAAUAUCAAGGAUGAUAAAACACUUGUGUUCUGUAACACCAAGAAAGCAGUAGAGAUCUUGCACAAAUUUUUACAGACCAAGAAUUUAGAGGCUUUAGCGCUGUACAAGGAUGCACCUAUGGACCGAACUGAGGCUUUAGAAUUGUUCUCUCAACCUAAAGUAGUGGAUGGUGAGGAAGGUAUUGUGGAUCAUAAUGUGUUGAUUAGUACAGAUAUUGCUUCUCGUGGUAUUGAUACGACUUUUGUGGAUCAUGUGGUAUUAUAUGAUUUCCCUACAUCUGUUGUUGAUUACUUGCAUCGUGUGGGACGUACUGCUCGUGCUGGCCAAACCGGAAAAGCUACUUCUCUCAUUGGCCGUAAAGACCGUAUGAUGUCCGAUCGUAUUCGUCGAUCGAUCCGCGACGGUACUGUCAUGACUUAAGAUUUAUGUAUCUUAUUGUAUUAUAAUAAAUCUAG
Mucor mucedo is the source of this 1870-nucleotide messenger RNA. RefSeq names its product P-loop containing nucleoside triphosphate hydrolase protein. Gene Ontology annotation, molecular function: nucleic acid binding; ATP binding. Bases 243 to 1835 code for a protein of 530 amino acids. The transcript has a single exon. Lineage: Eukaryota; Fungi; Mucoromycota; Mucoromycetes; Mucorales; Mucoraceae. The record is from RefSeq and is a predicted model, not a curated record.